Messenger RNA from Colletotrichum higginsianum IMI 349063, 1245 nucleotides. Its product is annotated as Cytidylyltransferase. The transcript has a single exon. Bases 1 to 1245 code for a protein of 414 amino acids. NCBI's taxonomy places the organism in Eukaryota, Fungi, Ascomycota, Sordariomycetes, Glomerellales, Glomerellaceae. Gene Ontology annotation, molecular function: dephospho-CoA kinase activity. Gene Ontology annotation, biological process: coenzyme A biosynthetic process. The record is from RefSeq and is a predicted model, not a curated record.
AUGGCCUCGGAAGAGUACCCAGGUCUGCUCCUCUUGCCUUUCCCCCCUCGGCCACCAUCGCGCGCCUCACUUAGCGCCGCCUAUCGGCCAUCGCUGCUGGCUGUUCUAUCCAAGAUCAAGAACCCGAAUCGGUCAUCCGUCCUCGUAGUAGCCGUCGUGUGCCCGCUUCUUCAAGGGGCAUCGCUCAAAACCAAGUCGCUUUCGUGGGCAGCUGCACAGUCCCUCGUUGCCGGCCUCUACAGCCUCAUCGCUGUUGUGUGCGCCGAGCAAGACAUUGCCACAGAUAUCCAUGGAGGUCCCGGCUCUGUCGAUGCCCGUGUCGUGCUAGUCGAUCACGAUGCUGACAGGAGGUUUCCUCCCGAUUUCGUUGCCAACAUCGAGCCCAACAACACCACCGUUGUCGACCUCCCGACCUUUGCGUCGGCCUACUACCCCUGGAGUUUCAUCUUCCACGUCAACAGCGAGCAGGGCUACCGCACUCUUUCUACCUAUCUCAGGUUUGCCGAGCGGAGGCAGACAAUUCUUCAGUCACAGCUGGUAGUCGUUGAGGCGGGGCUAAGCCUGAACCUCGAGAGCCCAGGGGCCGAAAGGGCAGAGGAUUCGCCAGGGUACUCCGUUGUGUGUCUCGGGGGCACCUUUGACCACCUACACCUGGGCCACAAACUACUCUUGACGGCCGCAGCGCUUCUCCUUCGGGUGCCAGUCAAGGACUCGACAGCAACUUGCCGUCUGAUUAUCGGCAUCACGGGUGACCAGCUGUUGAAAAACAAGAAGUACGCAGAACUCGUACAGUCCUGGGACGACAGGGCUCGAUUCAUAGUCGAUUUCCUCUCUUCGCUGCUGGAGCUGGACAAGGGCGGAUGGAAGAAGAAGACCGGCCCCGUCGCAGCCGUUACGACGCAGCCGGGCCGUCUUGAGGCGACAUUCCGCAACGGCGCAAUCACUGUGGAGUGUGUUGAGAUCCAAGACCCGUUUGGCCCGACCAUCACACAGGAGGAGAUGGACGUCUUGGUAGUUUCGGGAGAGACGCGGUCGGGCGGACAGGCCGUCAACGAUAGACGGACUGCACUCGGAUGGAAGCCCCUGGAGACGUACGAGGUCGAGGUGCUCGACGCCAACGAUCUCGGCGACGAGGCGAGUAAGACGGAUGAGAGCUUUGCGUCCAAGAUCAGCAGUACGGCCAUCCGGCAGCAAAAGGCCGAGACUGUGGCGAAGCUGGAGAGCAGCACAAGCCGGCUCUCUUAG